Messenger RNA from Penaeus vannamei (Pacific white shrimp), 847 nucleotides. The record is from RefSeq and is a predicted model, not a curated record. NCBI's taxonomy places the organism in Eukaryota, Metazoa, Arthropoda, Malacostraca, Decapoda, Penaeidae.
AUGCAGAAGUUCACAGCUCAACUUCCUCGACGACCUCGGGAGUUUCUGAGGGAAGCGUCGUCUGGCCAGAGAACGUCCCACACAGCCCAACAGGAGGAACGCAAAAUCCACACGAUGCCAUCAGGAGAAGAUCGACGAGAACAAGACCCAAACUGCAGCUUCCAGUAUCUCAAGCAACACCCAAAUAUCAUCACAGAAGCAGUCGUCGAUCUCAGAUUGCUUCCAAGAAUUUCCGACUCGCUGGAAGCAAAGGAAACUCUUGGCAGUUCGCAAGACGAUUCCUUGGCCAUCGCGAGGAGAGGAAGCUUCUUGCAAGACUCGUUCUUCUCCGACAUUCGCCGAGACUUCGACGCCUCCGUCAGGGAAAUCUUGAAGAAAUGCGACGACUCCGACCUCACGCUGACAGGCGAUGUCAGUCACAGUGACAUCCUGAGCCGCUACAGGCAGCUUCGAUCUCGAAACAUGAGGGAAGAGAACCAGGCCUUCUGCGUCUCGUCAGACAGUGCCAGCCUCAAGAUCGUGCUGGACGUGCAUGACUUCAUGCGCGGAGACGUCAAGGUGAAAGUCGUCGACGAGGAGCUGGUGGUGGAAGGGCGGCGCGGGAGGAGGAAGGAGGGUCGUCCGUCUCGACACGGUCCUUCAGCCGCCGCUUUUCCCUGCCUCAUCACACUGACAUGACACGCAUCACUUCUGUCAUGUCUUCGGAUGGCAUACUCACAAUAACUACUCUUAAAACGGCAGGAGAACCACAGCAAAACACACGCGUUAACUUCUCCACGACCGAGGAAAGGAAGGAAUCAUCAACAGCUCAAGACUCAACACCCGAAGCAGUUUCGUCCACGACGGG